This is a messenger RNA of Anthostomella pinea, 2037 nucleotides long. NCBI's taxonomy places the organism in Eukaryota, Fungi, Ascomycota, Sordariomycetes, Xylariales, Xylariaceae. The record is from the annotation of a GenBank genome assembly.
AUGCGGUCGCCCGCUUUCCCCCCGAGGCGGCCGUCGCAUCUAAUACGAUACAUAUUCCCGGCCGUGCUGCUGCUAUGCCUCUUCUUUUACCUGUCUCAUGAUACAAGUCAUGCCUCCGAUGCCGAAAAUUACAUGUCUGCCGGCCACGGCUCUUCCACCCACCGCACCCCCGAGACCGACAGCCCGCCAGUGCAACAGCCAAUACCCAAUAGCCAUGAGCAGGUUCAAAACGUUGCCGAUGACAAGAAACAAACACCCGACAAGCACGAUGCGCCUGUCGUCGAGUCGAGUCCAAAGGGCGACUGGAAAUCAAAGGGCGAUUCCAAGUCAAAGCCCCAACAGCCUGACCACGAGACACCGGCCACCCAUCCCAUCGACCAGCUGAUAGACGGCGCCGAGAAGGACUUUACUAGCAUGCUUGCCAAGCAGUCUCGCACGCUGGCCGAAGCUGCAGACGCAUACCGCAAGCGCCGCGGCAGACACCCCCCCCCGGGCUUUGACAAAUGGUACAACUUUGCUAAGGAGAACGAUGCCGUGAUGGUUGAGGACUUCUUUGACCAGAUUUAUCACGAUCUGAACCCCUUCUGGGGUGUUGAUCCGAGACGCAUUCGCAAGGAGGCAUGGGACUUCGAAAUGACCAUCAACAUCCGCAGUGGCAGCGCCAGCGCCAAGAGUGAUUGGUUCUGGACGCAGAUAUGGCUGGACAUGUUCAAAACCAUCGAACACCUGCUUCCCGAUAUGGACAUUGCCCUGAACGCCAUGGACGAGCCUCGAGUUAUUGUGCCGUGGGAGGACAUGUCUACAUUAAUGCGGAAGGGCGAUCAGGCGCGCGUCAUCACUCCGGUCAAAAAUGUCGUCCGGGAAUUCCAGUCAUUGCCUGCCCCUGGGAAAGGUGAUAAGUCUCCAGCAACCAGGGAGAAAUACUGGGAAGAUACUGAUCCUUACUGGGCGAUCGCUCGCCGGGGUUGCUCACCAGACAGUCCAGCUCGCAAGACACCGAUUCUGGAAUCCUACAACGAUACGCCGAGUUUCUCGCCCUCGUGGGCCACACCCCACCAAUACCAAGGCUAUGUCUCCAAUUUCACCUUGUCCACCGAGUUCUGCCAUCAGCCUGACUUGCAAGGACUGGAAGGCAUCUUCAUCAAGCCAUUGUCGACCUCGACUACCCAAGUCCUCUUCCCCCUGUUUGGAGGAAGCAAACUAGCCACUAACAAUGAGAUCCUUCUGCCUGCGCCCAUGUACUGGAACGAGGAAGAGAGGUUCACCGGAGGAGACGAUCAUGGCCCGCCAUGGAAAGAGAAGUUUGGCGACCUAAUCUGGCGUGGAGUAGCUACCGGCGGACGGAACAAUGAGUCCAAUUGGCGGGGUUUCCAACGGCAUCGGUUCGUCUCGAUGAACAACGGAACCAAACUCACCCGCGCCGAGGAAGAAGUAGAACGGCCCAAUAACUUUGAGCUGCCCGAUACCAUCUACAACAUCGCAGCCCAGAAGGAACAGCGCUUGGGCUCCUGGGUGUCGCAGUGGGCCGAUGUGGGAUUUACCGAUCUUUUCUGCGACCCCGACUUCAAGCCGCAAGAAGACGAAGCGCGCUGCCCCUACACAGAUGCCGAGUACGACGUAGUUCUGGGCCAGACGCUCGGAGUCCAGUUCAACUACAAGUACCUACCUGAUGUCGAUGGCAACUCCUUUUCCGGUCGGUAUUUGGGCUUCCUGAGGAGCACCAGUCUGCCCAUCAAGAGCACCAUGUGGCACGAGUGGCAUGACAGCCGGCUAGUAGCUUGGAAGCAUUUCGUGCCCAUGGAUAAUCGCUUCAACGAUUAUUACGGCAUAAUGGAGUACUUCCUAGGAUACGAAGACUCCGUUCCCAGUCACGAUGCCGCCGCCGAGAAGAUUGCUAUGGAUGGCAAAGCCUGGGCGGAGAAGGUACUCAGGAGAGAAGACAUGCAGAUCUAUGCUCUCAGAUUACUCCUCGAAUAUGCUCGCAUCAGCGACGACCGAAGAGAAACAAUGGGUUGGGUAGAUGACUUAUUGUCAUGA